AUGGCUCACGCAAGACGCUCACCGCAACAUAGAGCAACGUCACCAUCUGUCAGUUCUCCAUCCACUACUCGAAAGAACUCCUUAAGACGUUCCACGAGCAGAACAUCGUCUCGUGCGCCUACCGAAUUCAUUCCAUCUACGUCUUUCCACACUCUCAGACCUGUCUUGGUUCCUCUCGAAUCAAAUCUACGUCGUCAACCAUCCAGAACCGCCCUUACUCACAAAGUUGACGGGCUGGACCAGCUGAUGCGCGAUCCAGGUCAUGUGAUCGCCGGGUCCAAGAGAAAGCGCGUUACUAGCAGUAAUGAGAAUGCGCAUACUCACGGUCGACCGACGCGAGGCUCUGGAAGACUCAAACGUCUUCGGACUACUAGCGAGACUGUUUCGCGCUACCGACGUGCUUCGACUAGCGAAGAAAGUCGCUCAGAAGCCAGCGAAAUGGAAGUUGAUACCAGAAUUGACACACACGAGGAGGACACCGAGGGUUCCGACGACGAGGAGUGCCCGCAAGGUGGUUAUGAAGACGAAGAACAUUACGACUCGUCGGACGAAUUCCUACUUCACUCAGCUUCUCCAAAAAGACUAAACAGACUACUCAAACUUAAACUUGUAGAAUUAUACGAACUAUGUGGUCUAACAGGCACCCCACAAUCUUUAACAAAACAUGAGCUUGUAGAUGCCAUAGUCAACAACCGUGAUGGCUGCGCUUCAGUGCCACCAUCAUCACCACUGGGUAAAGGGGAUGGUGCAUCGUCGGAAUAUUCAAGUGACGAUGCUCAUUUUGCAGGAGACGAGGAAACGGACGCCGGCGGCUCACGCCUUCCCUCACAUGGCAGUCCCCUGAAACGGCGGGUAACCACGCACGAUUUUGGGGCAGCGCCAUUGCGGCCCUUGAAAAACCGUAGUCUCUCGAUGGGCAACAUUUCGGGCAACAAUGAAGUCCCAAGAUCUUUAAUAUCAGAAAGAAAACUGUUGAUGCAGCUGGAUGCGAAACAAAUUGAGUCAACUGGUCCGAGGUUAGUCAUGAGAAAAAAUACGGCUCGAUCUUCUCCAGCGACAAGCACCACAACAUCAUCAUUGAAAUCGUCGCCGCCUGCCACACGAUUGCGGUCACGUAAUGUUUCUGUCUCUGCAAACUCGAGUGUACCCGAGCCAACGAGCAGAGGUAAAGGGAAAGGCAAGGCUAAGCAAGUUGAAUUUAGUAAUGAGGUGGAAAUCCACGAGUCGUCAUUGAAACUGGGCUCGAGGGGAAAAGAGGUGCAGACACUUGUCGAUUCUGAAAGUGACUUGACGGAAUUGGAAGAAGAAGAAGAAGAAGAAGUGGAAGGUAGAAGAGAGCCUGUUGGAAUUCCUAGCCCUCGAAGACUUCGCAGCAAAGAUCGCGAAACGGAGAGAUCAGUGGCCAAGCAAGUAGAAGAUCCCGACGUGACUCCCAUUGCCAGAUCAAAGCAGCAGAGAAGAAUUCGGGGCGUCAGUCAUGAUCGAACUAUGGACAAUGCUGAGAGUUCCACGAAUCGUAAUCGACGAGUUACUCCUAUGCGGAAAGCGAAGAGAAAAGUCGGAAAUCUGAAGGAAUCCGAUCCUGAGGACCGUGAUGAAGAAAAGGAAGCAGACGAAGUUCAAGAAGAAGGAGAGGAAGAAGAAGAAGAGGAGGAGGAGGAUCUUCAGCCUGGCAACAAUGAAGACGACGACGACGAAGCCGGUGAGGAGGAUGAGGUCGAUGAACUAAUUUCAUCUGCUUCUAUAACACCUCCACCCGAAUCCCACGGGCGCCGCACCCCCCUUAGGAGGAGACUUCGGCCAAGAAAGUCAAGAAACAGGGUUGCACCUACCGUUGAUGAAGAGAACGAAGGAGACGAUGAGGAGGAAGCGGAAGGAGAGGAAGGGGAGGAAGGCAAUGAUGGCGAGGAAGAUGAGGAAGAUGAUGUGGAGGGUAAUCAACAAAGUAUAGCAGAUGAUGGAGACGAUGAGGUUACAAUUGCGGUUGAACCACGGAAAUUGAGGAAUGGAAAGAUAGUCGGUGAAGAAGACACAGAGAUGGAUGUUGAUGAAGAGUCCGUUGCAGACCAAGAUGAAGAUGGUGAAGUUGAGGAUGAAGUAGAUGAUGCUGCAAGCAUUGAUGUCGACGCUGAAGGGGAAACAGAUGAGGACGAGACCAUGGAAGAUGAUGUUGACUUAACGGUCGCCACAGCCAAAACCCUCGUCCGGAUGCGACGAGACGAUCUCGUGCGGCUUUGUGAAACGAGAGACCUCGAUCCAUCGGGAACCAAGCCUCAACUUGCUGAAGCCCUCUUACAAUGGAGAGAUCGGCAAGGGAACGAUUUCUCGUCUCCAUCUUCAGGAGGCACAGUCCGCCCUGCGUCUAAGAAGAAGAAAAGGACUAAACACCAUUCUGAUUCCACCAAUACCGCUGUUCCUGUUCUCCUUCGUUCUGCCCAUAAUCACACAGAUGAGCCUCGCACACCAGUACCUGGCAAGGAUAAAGAAGGGAAAGACAAGGAAAAUGAGGAAUUAGAGCUGGAUCUGGAAAGUCUGGGGCUGGAAGAUCGUGAAAUACCUCCUGAAAAGCUUACCAAGCUGGAGAAAAUUGGUAGUGGAGGCUUCAAGGAUGUGUUCAUUGGUAAGUUCAAGAACAGGAAAAUUGCCAUCUCAGAAUUUCGUGGCCAAUUGAGCACCAUGGAUAUCAAAGAACUUAAAUUGCUCGGCGCUUUCAAUCACCCCAAUAUCGUCCGAUUUCUUGGUGUCAGUAUACCUGAGAACACCAAAGAGACUCCAGUCAUGAUCGUCAGCGAGUUGUGUUCCAAUGGUGACCUCUUCGAUUAUAUUCGCAAUACCAAUGCGCCCUCUUUACGCAAAGUUUUGUUGAUGAUGCUUGACAUCGCCAGAGGCCUUGAAUAUCUCCACACCAGGAAGCCUUCAAUUAUCCAUCGUGACUGCAAAUCUUCCAACAUUCUCAUUACAGCUAAAGGUACUGCCAAAAUAGCGGAUUUUGGCCUUGCCAAGGUGAAACAAUCCACUCGCUCGAUGGUACGCAGUCUAGUUGGCACUGUCAACUGGCAGGCUCCCGAGUUGUGGACGGCACAUCCCAAAUACAACCACAAAGUGGAUACAUUUUCUUGCGCGAUGGUAUACUGGGAAAUGCUUCAGUGGCAUGCGCAGACCAAGAAAUUUCCUUGGGAGGGGAUGAACGAACAUGCAAUUUAUGAGAUUGUGGGUGCUAAACGCCAAAGACCACCUAUUAACAACCUUCGGAAACAAUGGUGCCCGGAAAUUGUUGACCUUAUGGAAAGGAUGUGGGCACAAGAACAUCAAGACAGACCAACUAUGACUGAAGUAGUUAAGGCACUUGAAGAACUUUUGGCGACGUAUUAA
Psilocybe cubensis is the source of this 3372-nucleotide messenger RNA. RefSeq lists its product as uncharacterized. Gene Ontology annotation, biological process: protein phosphorylation. The transcript has 9 exons. Lineage: Eukaryota; Fungi; Basidiomycota; Agaricomycetes; Agaricales; Agrocybaceae. The record is from RefSeq and is a predicted model, not a curated record. The coding region runs from base 1 to 3372 and encodes 1123 amino acids. Gene Ontology annotation, molecular function: ATP binding; protein kinase activity.